AUGGCUCUCCUUUAUUCCAGCGGCGGGCGCUUGCCCCUGACCUUGUUUCCAUCUACGUCUCUAAAGAACAUCUUGAGAUCGAACGGCUGGUCGAAGCACGGUGGAGAAUCGCAUGCCCUUCAGCCUUUUCAAGUAGUUUGCUAUAUACAUCUCCAGGGAAAACCUUUCGGGAGCAUAAGAGCCCAAAAGUCGGGUGAGCUCUUCAAGUAUACGUCCGGAAGAUGGAUCUAUAAUGAACGUCUACGACUGACGGAGCGUUACCUCGAGUUCGAUAUACUUGCUCUCCAGAAAGUUGUGGCUGCGGCAUCCAGUCGUUGUACUUCUGACAUUGUUUCAUUUGUUAAGCUAUCAGAAGGCGGAUUCAAUCGAUUAUUCCAAGUCACUUUCAGUGAUGGGAAGCAUGUCAUCGCCAGAAUUCCAUAUCCUUCCACAGGACCUCAACACUAUGGAGUUGCCAGUGAGGUGGCCACUCUGGACUAUCUCCGGUUGCAUGGUAUUACCACGCCUAAGGUGUAUGCUUGGUGCUCAACACAGGCGAAUCCUGUCGGUGUCGAGUACAUCAUCAUGGAGAAACUGGGCGGUAUCCCACUGGGCGAUGUAUGGUAUACCAUGACGCCAAAGGAUCAGUACAAGAUCAUGAAACAGGUCGUUGAGUGGGAGACGCGGUUGAUGUCAUUGAAGUUCCCUGCUUCUGGUAGCAUAUACUAUCAAAGAGAUAUUCUCUCCGGAGAAGGGAUCCCGCUGCCAGAUCAUAGCGAGCGCCAGUUCUGUAUAGGCCCUAUGGCACAUUACACUUGGUGGCACAACGAGAGAGCACGGCUCAAAAUUGAUAGAGGACCCUUCGGGGAGCGGGAGUUGAAGUGGACCAAAACUUAUGCGAAACCUCGUCUUCCCUAUGAACGACUUUACCGGGAGACCCAUAAUUUCCAUCAGGUUUCCCCAGAAGGCCACAUCAAGGAUUUGUCUGAUUACCUGGCUCUGGCACGAUAUCUUGGUUUCAAAGCAGGAAGCUCGCUGAACCGACCGGUCAUCCGCCACCCCGAUUUCCAACCUAGCAAUAUUCUCGUGUCAGAGACGAAUGAGAUUGUUGGACUAGUUGACUGGCAGCACUCUGAAGUUCUUCCUCUUGGGCUUGCUACUGGGAUGCCGAAGCAUUUCCAGAACUACGGUGACCCCGAUUCAGAAAAGCUCCUUGAGCCUCAGAUCAAUCUUCCACCAAACUAUGACUCUCUUGCCUUGUCUGAACAAAUUUCAGUGCGAGAGACCAUUCGAAGACGGGUGGUUCAUUUUCUUUAUGCCGCCCUUACCAAGCGGUUGAAUGAAGAACAUUAUGAUGCAAUAUUCAACCAGUCUGUCAUUAUGCAUCAACGCCUCUUUAAGAGUGCGGGCACUCCCUGGGAAGGAGACUCGACUACUCUACGAGCUGACAUGAUUCGCGCCAUACAGAGCUGGCCGAUUUUGAUUACAGAAGACUCUCUAGACAGAGGGACAUGCACUGUUCCUCCUUUCGAGUAUUCAGAUAAAGUGAUUCACGACACAUUCAGACUGGACGCGCAACAGAGGGAAGCUGAUAUUGCAAUGGAAUAA
Molecule: messenger RNA, 1587 nt
Organism: Microsporum canis CBS 113480
Lineage: Eukaryota; Fungi; Ascomycota; Eurotiomycetes; Onygenales; Arthrodermataceae
Product: phosphotransferase family protein
Exons: 6
Coding region: 1-1587 (528 amino acids)
Cellular component (GO): mitochondrion
Source: RefSeq, a predicted model, not a curated record